AUGGAUUUACAAACCUUAUUACACAACCUACAUGAAGAAGUAUCCUGUUCUGUGUGUAUGAGCCCGUUCACUGAUCCAAAAAUAUUGCCGUGCUUUCAUACAUUUUGCCUUCAUUGUUUGAACGAGCUUCAGCGAACAAGUGGAAAACAUGGCGAGAUUACAUGCCCGGAAUGUCGUAGAAAGUUUCAAGUUCCUGGAAGUGGUUAUCCUCAAGAUUUGCCGGCCAACUUUCGAAUGAACAGUUUGUUGGAUGUAAUGGCUAUUAAAAAAUGUAACGUCGCUGGUGUAAAGUGUGCAAACUGCGACAAAACAAGCGCCCAAAGUUUCUAUUGCUUUAAAUGUUGCGCCUUCUGGUGCGACGAUUGCAUUGCAGCUCAUAACAUUAUCCGAGCCAAUAAAGACCACCGGGUGCUAGCGAUUAAAGAUUUUCAAGAUCAAGACAUUGAAGACGUGUUAAAAAGGCCGGUAUUUUGCCAAAUAGAACAUCACGAAAGCGAAGAGCUGAAGUUCUUUUGUAAAAAUUGUGAAAACGCCAUUUGCAAUACUUGUGCUAUAACACUCCACGAAGGUCACGCUAAGUUGCUUCUUCAGAAUGUUGCCAAUGAACGAAAGUCAAGUCUACAGUCCGCGAUGGAAACUCAGAAAAAAAAGGCUCUUCAGAUGAGAAAUACGAUCACCAGACUACAAAGUGAGUGUAAUGAAAUUCAAGAACAGGUCGCUUGCGUGAAGAAAAGCACGCAGAGUUUUAUUGACAAUUUAAUGAAAGUCUUUGAAGCGAAGAAACAGGAACUGUUUAAAGAGGUGGAAGAGAAAGCUCAAGAGGUGAUCGAGCGUCUGGUAGAGCAACAGUCUGAGGUUGAAUACAAAUUACGGCGGAUCGAGACAUCAAUUGAAGAAACGGAAAGAUUCUUAAAGCGAAGCACAAAUGCUGAGAUUGUGCAGUUUAACACCGUAUUCCAGGAGGAUAUCACUGACGAGGCAGAACUAGUCGACUGUGACCGUAAGGAUCUUUGCCACUUUCUGUUCUUUCCAAACAAAUCAUUGAUGGCUAAAACACAGAGUGAAGGUGUUGGUUUUUUGAAACAAAUCAUCAGCCGGACAAAAUCGAGAAACUCAAAAGCGGAUGGAAAAGGAAUCACUGAGGUGACGGUUGGACUUGAAGCACAGUUUGUUUUAACAACACGAAAUGCUGAGAAUGAACAAUGCUACGAACAGUGUGAUAUCAUUACAGUGGAAAUCAGAAAUGAUGAAGACCUUGAAUGCGCCACUGAAGCACAAGUUCAAGAUACCAAAGAUGGCAGCUACAAUAUCAGCUACUUUGCCAAAGAAGCAGGAACGUGCCAGACAUCAGUGAUGGUAAAUGGAGGACAUAUUAGUGGCAGUCCAUUCACUGUUCAAGUCAAACCCAGACAGUACAAUGCUGUGUUGUCAUUUGGAGGACAAGGCUCAUCCGCUGGAAUGUUUAAUAGACCUUGGGGUGUGGCGGUGAAUGAACGUGAUGAAAUUGCUGUAACUGAUAUAGUAAAUCAGCGGGUUCAGAUAUUUAGUAGUGAUGGAACUUACUUAAGAUCUGUUGGCAGUGAGGGUCGAGAGUUAAAUAAGCCUUCACAUAUAGCUUAUUUAGAUAAUGGAAACAUUGUAGUAGCUGAUAGUGGUAACCACCGACUGCAAAUAUUCACUGGGCGGGGUGAGUACCUUACCCAAAUUGGCAGUGGAGGAAAUCUUGAUCACCAGUUAAAUAAUCCAUGGGGUUUAUCUGUAGACGGUGAUGGUAAUAUUAUUGUUGCCGAUUCAAAUAACAAACUAAUUAAGAUCUUCACUCCAAGCGGCCAGUUUCUAAGGAAGUUUGGAGAAGAUUUGUUAGUUGAUCCCCGUCACUGUAUUCAAAAGGAUCAAUAUUUCAUAGUAUCAGACCUGCUUGAUCACAGUAUCAAAGUGUUCAAUACAGACGGUGAUUUUCUGUAUAAAUUCGGGGAUAAAGGGAAAGGGGAUGGGGCAUUCGAUCGUCCCUAUUUCUUGUCAGUCGACAAAGCAGGACGCCUGAUUGUAAAUGAGUCUGACAAUCACGUGGUUCAGGUAUCAGAACUGAGUGGAAAGUUCCUAACAAAGUUUCAACUAAUGAGUGGGGGAUUACCAGUCUCUACCGCACUUCUGUCUGAUGGUAGGAUAGUAGUGUCUGAUUUUCGUAACAGUCGCAUUCAGAUAAUUAAAUAA
Molecule: messenger RNA, 2214 nt
Organism: Porites evermanni
Lineage: Eukaryota; Metazoa; Cnidaria; Anthozoa; Scleractinia; Poritidae
Source: the annotation of a GenBank genome assembly